Molecule: messenger RNA, 2120 nt
Organism: Actinia tenebrosa (Australian red waratah sea anemone)
Lineage: Eukaryota; Metazoa; Cnidaria; Anthozoa; Actiniaria; Actiniidae
Product: protein SCAI-like
Biological process (GO): DNA-templated transcription
Molecular function (GO): transcription corepressor activity
Source: RefSeq, a predicted model, not a curated record
AUGGCGGACGAAGUAAACAAAGGCGAACGUGAAGACAGAGUUGAUGAACGAAAGAUUGUUGCUGAAUUCUGUCAUCUUUUGGAAAAAUCACGGACACUAUUCAAUUCUUUAAGGGAUUUGCCGCAGUUUGGAAACAAGCAUUGGCAGUCACACUUUGGGAAAACUUUUGAUGUUUACACACGGCUAUGGAAAUUUCAGCAGCAACACAGGUCCAUCCUUGAUGAUAAGUACAAUUUAAAAAGAUGGCAAAUUGGGGAGAUAGCUUCCAAGAUUGGACAACUUUAUUAUCAUUACUACCUAAGAACCAGUGAAGCCAAUUAUCUUCGCGAGUCAUUCUCUUUUUAUUCUGCGAUACGAGAUCGCGCAUAUUACAGUCAAGCAAGCAAAGAAGAAAAGCCUGAUCUGAUGGUGAAGAAGCUACGCUACUAUGCACGGUAUACAGUAGUUUGCCUUCUUCUGAACAAGAUGGAGCUUGUCAAAGAAAUCAUUUCGGAACUCAAUCAUUACGUGGAAGAGUACGUUGAUGUCUACGAUGCAGAGGACGAUGAAGAGUGGAGGCUGGUGAUCAGCGAGGUUACAUCCUUUGUUCAGGCUGACAACCUUCUUUCCGUCAUGACUCCCGAUGUCCUUCCUGUUUUCCUGUCUCAUCGAUUGAAACCAAACGAGACCUUAUCUACGACGAUACCAACAGCCAUCUCUGGUGGAAGUAGUCUUACAUUACAGGAAAUAAUCAUCAUUGGAAACUGUGAAAAACAGGUAAAGUUCAGCGAACUGACGCUGGACAUGUUUCGUAUGUUACAAGCUCUAGAACGAGAGCCGGACGACUCUUCUCCACGAACCCUCGUAACACCGUCCUCUACUACAGACCUACAGCACGAGAAGGCUGCCUUAGAAAACAGCAGUUCUAGUCGUCCUAAUCCUCACAAGUAUCUUCUGUAUAAACCUACCUUUGCUCAGCUGCAUGUCUUCUUGAGCGUUGGAUUUAAGGAGCUUCCCACCAAUGGAGUCAUGUUGGUUUACGUGUCGGGUGACGCAUGCGCACCAGCACCAAAGUCAGGCCUGGAAGGUACGUACGAGGAAGGUGGAGUUUUAACCUACAACAAGAAAACUGAUGAUGAUAAUCCUUCCAAGAGGCGGGCAGUUUUCAAGGAAGUUAACUGUCUGUAUCCAGAAGAUCUUAUACCGUUUACUCGUAAACCUUUGGUGAUUAUCAUCGACUGCUCAAACAGCCAGGCAUUUAAGGUAUGAAAACGCACAAACAACCAACCUAUCUGUGUCACUUUUAAAUUCUCACAUUCUCCUUUAGAACUGAAUCGCAAGGGCAGUCUCUUCACACUAUUCCUCCACAGCCCUCUUCUUGCAUUCUGUCACGUGUGCAGUGUCUCGAACCUUCGCAGUGACUUAUGGGAAGACUGUCAACGUCAUGUACGUCGCGUCAUGACGGAUAUCUUACGAGUUUUACACGACUGGUCUCGUGCUGUAGAUCUUUCUUAUUUGAAGCUUUUAGAAGACGAUUUUUUGAAGAUGAUGGUGCUGCGCUAUAUCUUCUGUUUUUAUGCGAUGCAUCUACAUCGAGCUUUCAAAGGUUCUGAUUACUACCCAAAGUGCUUCCCCAAACUUCCAUCCGAGAUUCUAAUCAAUGGAGGCAUCGAAAAACAAAUCCUAGAACUGGCGUCCAUGUUGGAUGUCAGGAGCCUGUUUUAUGAAGUAGGAGAUGCGCCGCCUUUUGACUAGAUAUCGACCUCUCUUUUGCCAGGGUCACGUGAUCCUUCUAUCAGAUGUCACGCGCCUGUUUAAAAUUUGACACGUGAUUCUCAGAUGAAUCACGUGUACAUAUCAAAAUAUACCACGUGAUAUACUACGUGGGAUUCAUAAUUACCACGUGAUAUCUUUAAUUGAAUCACGUGUACAUAUCACAAUACAGUAUAUACCAUGUGAUAUAUCACGUGGGUUCCAUAUUUGCCACGUGAUAUCUUCAGAUGAAUCACGUGUACAUAUCAGAAUAUACCGCGUGAUAUACCACGUGGGUGCUAGAAUUGAAUGGGGAAAAAAAGAAUGUAGAAUUUUUUUGAAUGUAAUAAAUCAAUUUUCAAAGCACUGUUUGUUCUGGGAAUACCUUU